This is a messenger RNA of Peronospora matthiolae, 120 nucleotides long. Lineage: Eukaryota; Oomycota; Peronosporomycetes; Peronosporales; Peronosporaceae. The record is from the annotation of a GenBank genome assembly.
AUGGGUUCGCGUGUUGAUGAGCUGGAAAAGUCUAUCGGAGGCUUGAUGGAGCAGGCGAGCGCAGAUGGCAACGACAAGAACCAGCAGGAACCCACGGCCCCUGCACCCAAAGAAGGUUAA